Xylona heveae TC161 is the source of this 1367-nucleotide messenger RNA. Its product is annotated as TLD-domain-containing protein. Gene Ontology annotation, cellular component: nucleus. Bases 179 to 1192 code for a protein of 337 amino acids. The record is from RefSeq and is a predicted model, not a curated record. The transcript is spliced from 2 exons. Lineage: Eukaryota; Fungi; Ascomycota; Xylonomycetes; Xylonales; Xylonaceae. Gene Ontology annotation, biological process: response to oxidative stress.
ACCAACAUUCCAGCUCUAUUCAUAUAGCUCCAUCAUUCUACCCAAAUUGCAUCUCUCGCUGCAUCUAGACACCACAUAAAUCAAAUUAACUUCUUACUCUUUCAUAUACGUUUCAUCUAUACCUUCAUAUUUUACUGAUACCCGUAUCUGCCCAAUUAGUCAAUACCUAGCCCUCCGUAUGUCAUCGACCACGGAUUCCCACGACCCCACAUCACCGCAGCAAUCACCCUCCCCUCCUUCAGCUACAGAUCCACAAAAGCCCUCUUCACCUUCUGCCUCUUCACCUAAACACAAAUCAAAGCCGUCCAUUGCCCGAUCUCCCACAGCACCUGUUCCCGCUGUGGCUUCAACAUCACCAUCGACGGUCUCACCAGCUCCGUUAUCACCUUCCUCACACCCCAUUACUUCUUCCUCAGCAUCAUAUCUGACAUAUCCGGUCACCUAUGCGGUUUCAGGCAUUCUACGGCGAUUCUCCGCCGACUCCAACGGGCACAAUCUGCGCUCGACCAACAACAGCAACAAUCAUAAUAAAACGAAGAAGAUGAAUAGUAAUAAUAAUGGCCUAUACACUCCGCCUAAUCGCACCGCAUCGCCCUUUACACCCCCGCCUUUAACUCCUCUCAGCCUUAAGGGCUACCAACCCAGCACGCCCACGUCUGCAGCUAUCCUGACACGCACAUUGGCCGAGGAAAUCCGAUUACUCGUGCCGCCGCGAUUGCAGCUGGUCGAGGAUUGGAAUCUUGUGUACAGCCUCGAGCAGCACGGUGUGAGCUUGACGACGUUAUAUAAGCGCUGUAAUGAGUACCGGGGGAAACGAUGUGGAUUCGUCCUCGUCGUGAGGGACAGUAGUGGCGGGACAUUCGGCGCAUACCUCACCGAGCCGCCCCGCCCAGCACCGCACUACUUUGGCACCGGCGAAUGUUUUCUCUGGCGCGCGCAUACUCUGUCAGCUACUCCAGAAUUAUCGCAUCUCCCGCUUCCUCCCAGCGCAGAUACAUCAAACAUGCAGCGGUCAACGACAAUCAGCAGCGGCCUGCUCGCUCCGCCGUCGCCUGCUCCUGGACAAGCAGGCGGGAGUCGAUCCGGCAGCGCGACCCCUGAACGGAUUCGAUUCAAGGCAUUUCCCUACAGCGGUGUGAAUGAUUAUAUGAUGUACUGCGAGGCAGAGUAUUUAAGUGUAGGCGGAGGGUAAGUCCGAAACCCAGAUUGCUAUUGAUUCCUCCCCCCGCCUUUUUUCCCCCCGUUUUUUUAAUAUCGUAUUCAAUUGCCCAUGAUUUCCCACUCGUAACUAAAUCACUAAUUCUCGAAACAAACAGUGACGGCCGCUACGGGCUCUGGCUCGACGACGGUCUCGAAAAGGGAAUAUC